GGAAAAAGGUGAAGUUUUUGCAAGGUCGUGAUGGACAAGAAUGGGUAUGGGUGAUGGGAGAUCAUGUCCAUGAUAAGCCAAUACAGCAGCUACUGGAUGAAGAAGCUCAAGCCAAAGCUUUACAACAGGCUGAGAAGGAGGCACAGGAAAUGAGAAAGAAAGAAGAAGACAAGUGGAAGAGGCAGCUUGAAGAAGAAAAGAUGAAGUUGGAGAAACAGAGAGAGGAAACAGAAUUAUUGAUACGACGCAAACAACAAGAAGCAGAAUUAUAUCAAAGUUUAAAAGAAUCCCAACAACUGGCCCAGAAACUACAAGAUGAGAAAAUUUUGCAAGAGAAGAAAAAGUUGGAAGAAUUGAAGGCUGUGACUGAACGAGUGAGGCGAAAGUCUGUACAGAACUAUGACAAUAUGCGUCACAGACGAAGCAGUGAGAUCUAUAUUCGAUGGAAGGAGAUGAGGAAUGCUCUGGAAAGAACAGCAGAAGAAAGCAGUCAGGAGGUGGAGGCCAGUUGGCAGGAACAAGAAAAAAAAUCAAAAGAGGCUGAACAAAAGAUGCGUGAAUUAGCACGCAAGGCUCGUCAAGAAUAUAAGGAAUCAUUGAAGAGGACAAAUCAACUCUUACAGGCAGCAAGAGCAUUUUCAGAAAGUGGUAAAGCAGUCAGUCACACUGAAAGACCACCUGUACCUCCAAAAAAGCACCUAACAAACAGAUCGUCUAUAAAGAGAUGGACCAACCGACCCUCUCGACCACCUGGUCGUGCAGCAGUUGUUGCCUGGUUCCAGCAGGAGGAAAAGCCCCGUGGUGCAGGUCUUGACACAAACAACAGAGUAGCAACAUGGUUUCAUGGGAUAAUAACUAGGUCAGACUCUGAGAGACAGUUGAGUGACAGGCCAGUAGGCAGCUUCCUUGUGCGUGUUAGCGAGCGGGUUUGGGGUUACACCAUUUCAUAUCGUGGGGAGGACCGUGUGAAACACUUCCUGGUGGACACUACCGAUGGAGGCUACCAGUUUCUUGGGGCAAGCCAGAUCCAGCAUUCAUCACUGGCAGAUCUCGUUGGUUUCCACAAGGACAAUGCAAUAACAAUCUCAGGUGGGGAGAAGUUGAUAUAUGAAUGUGGACAGACAGUGGAGCCUCCAGACUACAGUGACCUGUUUCCCCAUUCUGAGUCCACGUCGUUAUGAGACAGAUGGCAUCUGAUGGCAACACACCAUUAGUUGGCAGCUGUAAUGCUGCAUUUGUUCAUCUCAGCAUUUUACCUGCAAUAUUCCACAAGAUAUUUGUAAGAUAUCAGCCAUUUGUUAAGUAGGCAGCUUGGUCACUACAAGGUCAACUAUAGAGACAUAGCUUUAUUGUGUAUCUAACCAAGAUUAUAACUUGAUUACACAGAAAAUGUGACCAUCUGUGGAUGUAUUUUACCAAACAUGUUACCUAGACACAGUGUCACACAACGGUGGUCAAGCAGGACUCAUGGAAGUUCAUGCGAGACAAAAUGGAAGCACUGAUCAUGUUCUGAGAUGUGUAUGUGAAAACAUCUCAAGAAAUAGUGUGCACUCAGCCCUAUGUGAGACAUAAAUGUUUGCACUGCACAUCAUGUAAGACAAUAUUGAACUCUGAGCUGUAUGUGAGACAGAAAUGAUUGUUCUGCACAUUAUGAAAGACAUAAAAUUGAACCCUGAGCUGUAUGUGAAACAUUAUUGUUUGCAAGGAGCAUCAUGUGAAACGUGUUUGUGCUGAACAUCAUGUCAUACAUACGUUUGCUCUGAACAUCAUUAUUAUGUCAGACAAAUAUUUGCUCUGAUCAUCAUUUGAGACAUUUGUGUUUGCCGUGAUCAUCAUUUGAGACACAUUUGUUUGCUCUGAUCAUCAUUUGAGACAUGUUUGCGCUGAGCAUCAUGUGAUAUACAUGUAUAUGUGUUUGCUCUGAUCAUCAUUUGAGACAUUUGUUUGUGCUGAGUCUUGUGCAAGACAUACAGGUGUACCACUGAACUGUAUGUUAGAUGAAAAUGAGCACACAUGUUUAUCUGUCUAGAUCACCUGACUGAAAGUCAAGUGAGUGUAUGCUGUGGCAUCUUGUCCAUCCUCCAUUGUGCUUCCACCCAGUAGUGACCCUUUUACAUUGUCAGUUACGACUAAAACUACCUGGCUUAUAUGAUAUGACGAUGAUCAUAAAGCUAUAGCUUUGUGCAAAUGAUACCUGGGAUUAUUCAUGCAAAGUUACAGCUUCAUUGGCCUUGUAUUUUUAGUAAUAGUCAGAAUGAUAGAAGGUAAUACGUUUUACCCUAUUAUGGAGGCAUUUUUGCAAGUAUCAUUUUGUUUGCUUUUCAAAUUAACAUUCAUCUACUGCAUUGACAUACCCUCAUCUGUCUAUUGUGACUGCUUUGACAUACCCUCAUCUGUCUAUUGUGACUGCUUUGACAUACCCUCAUCUGUCUAUUGUGACUGCUUUGACAUACCCUCAUCUGUCUAUUGUGACUGCAUUGACAUGCCCUCAUCUGUCUAUUGUGACUGCAUUGACAUACCCUCAUCUGUCUAUUGUGACUGCAUUGACAUACCCUAAUCUGUCUAUUGUGACUGUAUUGACAUACCCUCAUCUGUCUAUUGUGACUGCUUUGACAUACCCUCAUCUGUCUAUUGUGACUGCUUUGACAUACCCUCAUCUGUCUAUUGUGACUGCAUUGACAUACCCUAAUCUGUCUAUUGUGACUGCUUUGACAUUUCCUCAGAAACCUUUGGUCUUAUGAAAAAUUAUUGUGAUCCCAUGACUAUCAUAAAAAAUCAAUUUUGACCAUAGUUUAUCCAAUUCUGAAUUAGAGUUAUGCAGAGUAAUUUUGUUAUAUGAGAAUACUUUGUCAUGUGUUGACCGACAGUCAUAUUGACUGGUGAUGAAUAUGCAUUAUUGACUCUCUGCAUAGCCAGUUACGGGCGCCAGUGAGUAUGUUUGUUGUUUAGAAGUGUUUUGUUCUUUAUCACUCUUUAACCUUGUAUAACUUGUCUUAUCUGAUUAUUAUUCAGGAAAAUUCAGGUGAGUUACAGAGACAGUAGCAAUAUUUUACAUAAUAAUCUACACACUUUCUAUACCACUUCUUCCUCUAUAUUAUGUCUUUGUUGCCUAUGAUUUGUGAUACAAUAUACCAAAAAGUACAUCUGAAAGUAUAAAAUGGAGCUGUUUGAAUCUGCUUAAAUGACUGCAUGUGUUCAAUCUACAUUUUCUGUAAUAAAAUCAUAACCAAGA
Messenger RNA from Haliotis rubra (blacklip abalone), 3232 nucleotides. Its product is annotated as SH2 domain-containing protein 4A-like. Gene Ontology annotation, cellular component: cytoplasm. The record is from RefSeq and is a predicted model, not a curated record. NCBI's taxonomy places the organism in Eukaryota, Metazoa, Mollusca, Gastropoda, Lepetellida, Haliotidae. The coding region runs from base 54 to 1181 and encodes 375 amino acids. The transcript has 8 exons.